Messenger RNA from Oryzias latipes (Japanese medaka), 2076 nucleotides. RefSeq names its product digestive cysteine proteinase 1. The record is from RefSeq and is a predicted model, not a curated record. Gene Ontology annotation, biological process: proteolysis. Gene Ontology annotation, molecular function: cysteine-type peptidase activity. NCBI's taxonomy places the organism in Eukaryota, Metazoa, Chordata, Actinopteri, Beloniformes, Adrianichthyidae.
UGUUUGCUGUGGUUAAUUUAAGGAGUGUUUACGGGUUUUGGAAAGCUGCCCCCUCUCAGUCAUGCUUGGUGUCGGAUGGUUUUAAUUUUAUGGUGUUUCUUCGUCGUGUUUCUCGCCUCAUCUGUGGAAAAAUGCAGCAUUUGUGUUGCGUGGCGCUUCUCCUCGUGGCUGUUGGGGUAAUAGAGGGAAAACCUGUUCUCCCUCUUCCUGAUUUUGGGACUUCUUACCAUGUCAAAGGGGUCAUCUCUCUUCCCUACGCCGAGAUCGUCGAGCCGUUUCAGGGCUGGUUCGACCUCGCAUCAAAGUCGAGCAGAAUCGACUACUACCAUGGCCAGGUUUCAACCUACCAGUUGGCGUCCCACCAAGAGUUUGGCGUGGCGUAUAAAAUCACCCCCGAGACCACGGAGACGGAGAGCAAUGUGAUGAAGUGCUUCCAGGUGAACGGAACCAAAGAGGAAGCGGUGCAACCCCAGGGAACGCUGCCCGACCUGCAGGGCUUCCAGUUCCUGAGAAUGGAGUACUACGGGGGGUCGCUAUGUGAGGUGUGGCAGAAUGUGACCACUGUGGGGCACAAGAAGAACACGUACACGCUGUGGGUGGCAAAGUCUGAGAGAGAUGGAAGAAAGGGAACGGCCGUGCCCCUCCACUACGAGAUGAUGGGUUACAAUACCCUGCUGGGGUCCCACUACGACAAGUACCUGGUGGACUACAAGGAUUUCAGCACUCAUCUGGACCCCAAAGUUUUCUCUCUGCCUGAAGGGAUGAGCUGUGGAGGCUUUCCGGGUCCAGGAGUGGAGCACCACAUGCUGGCCAAUCCAAUGAAAGAGAUCAUCCACACGUCCUCCUCAGGACACUCGCAGAAGAUGUUUGGCCACUUCAAGGAGAAGUUCCAGCGUCAGUACGGCGACGAAAGGGAGCACGAGGAGAGGGAGCACGCCUUUCUGCACAACCUGCGCUUCAUCCACUCCAAGAACAGAGCCAGGCUGCCGUUCACCCUCGCCGUCAACUCCCUGGCAGAUCGCACCAUGUCCGAGUUACAGAGCAUGCGAGGAGGAAAACGUGGAAAGACGCCAAACGGAGGGCUGCCCUUCCCCUCUUCACUGUACAGAGGGGUGAAAGUACCAGAGACGCUUGACUGGAGGCUCUAUGGCGCCGUGACCCCAGUGAAGGACCAGGCCAUCUGCGGCUCCUGCUGGAGCUUUGCCACCACUGGAGCAAUAGAGGGCGCUCUCUUCCUGAAGACCGGCUCCCUGCAGGUUCUGUCCCAGCAGAUGCUGGUCGACUGUUCCUGGGGCUUUGGCAACAACGGCUGUGACGGCGGGGAGGAGUGGAGAGCGUACGAGUGGAUCAUGAAACACGGCGGCAUCGCCACCACGGAAACCUACGGCUCCUACAUGGGAAUGAAUGGUUUCUGCCACAUGAACUCAUCAGAGCUGGUUGCACCCAUCAAGAGCUACACCAACGUCACAUCAGGGGACGCGGAGGCCCUGAAGCUGGCUCUCUUCAAAAACGGGCCGGUGGCGGUCAGCAUCGACGCUUCGCACCGCUCCUUUGUCUUCUACGGUUACGGUGUCUACUAUGAGCCUGCCUGUGGUAACACCACAGACGACCUGGACCACGCUGUGCUCGCCGUGGGAUAUGGCACCUUGAACGGAGAGCCCUACUGGUUAAUCAAGAACUCCUGGUCCACUUACUGGGGCAAUGACGGCUACAUCCUCAUGUCCAUGAAGGACAACAACUGCGGUGUCACCACGGAUGCAACAUACGUCACUCUGUCAUAAACGCCAUCUUUAGUUCAUGUAAAAUCACAUAAAGCCACUUUGAGUGCCUGAGUUUGAGAGACAUGUUUAGAGUGCUUUCAAUGAAACAGUCUGAUAAUGUUUCACGCUGCUGCUUUACCUAAAAACACGAGAAAAACCCUUUUGAUCACAUAAGUUUAUUGCAGGAAACACAAAGGCACUCCAGCCUUCACUACACUGUCACACGUCGACAUGUUUCAACUUGUUCUUUAAAAAAUUGAUGCAUUUAAAUAGACUGGAAGACAAUCGCCUGAAUAAAAAAAAAUAUCAAAAGUUA